Messenger RNA from Dibothriocephalus latus, 204 nucleotides. The record is from the annotation of a GenBank genome assembly. NCBI's taxonomy places the organism in Eukaryota, Metazoa, Platyhelminthes, Cestoda, Diphyllobothriidea, Diphyllobothriidae.
AUGGUCUUUGGCGACUACGGCAGGCUGCCUUCAGAUGACCAACUUGUGGGCACUUUAGCUUCUGUGGACGCCUUCUUCCAGUUAUUUCCCAUGCUGGAACGGAACGUUGCCGAUCUAGAUGCCAUGGUUACCAAGCUAGAAACCACUGUCGACGAACUCUGCGCCCGCCAAAAGGCACCCCAACAGCGUCAAUCAACCACCUGA